AUGUCCUACGAACACGAGGAACCGCUUAUAGUCGACCCGACUGCGGUCUCCAGCACAGCCUCCCAGCAGCACCAGCAAGAGCAGGAAAUGCUUUCGUCCUACUCGGUUCCAAAACCCCCUGUAUCCACACAGCAAUCCACCGUGGCCACCGAUACAGAGACUGAGCCCAAUGCUGCUCCCCAGGAACAGCCUCGUACGCUCUGGAUGGGUGACUUGGACACGUGGCUUGACGAGGCCGCCAUAGUCGACUUGUGGUGGCAGAUAUUACGCAAGAAGGUGCAUGUCAAGGUGAUCAAGCCCAAGAACCCGAAGCCCGAGUCUCCCUACAUGGGGUUGACCCACCUGGGCUACUGCUUUGUGGAGUUUGAAACCUACGACGACGCCCAGCAGGCAUUGGCUCUCAAUGGGCAAUUGCUUCCGGAUAUCGCCAUGCCUUCGCAACGCCAUUUUCCUAACAACCCGGACAAUCAGAAGAAGUACUUCCGGUUGAACUGGGCCUCGGGUGCCACGCUUCUGGCUCCGAUCGUGCACUCGCCCGAAUACUCCUUGUUUGUGGGCGACUUGAGCGCCUCUACCACCGAGGCACACCUUCUUCUGUUCUUCCAAAAACUGUUUCCUAACUCCAUCAAGACCGUCAGGGUCAUGACCGACCCGGUUUCCGGCAAGUCCCGAUGCUUUGGGUUUGUCCGUUUUACCGACGAUUCCGAACGCAGAAGGGCCCUUGUAGAAAUGAACGGCGCCUGGUUUGGCGGCAGACCUUUGAGAGUGGCCUUGGCUACACCUCGAAAUGCAUCCUCGUCUAGAUCGCCCAAGUCCGAUUUCAGAGGCAACGAUAUGGCUGCUCCUGGUCCCUACAUGGACCAGCUGCAAGAGUACAUGUACAUGCCGCCAGGAGCUAACGCUCCCGUUCAUGGCGGCCACCCAGGUGGUCCAGGUUCUUCUUACUACUAUACGCUGCCGAUGAUGGGCGAUAAGGCCAACGAAAUGGGAUACAUGCCUCAGGGAAUCCCACAGAGCAUCCCGCCUCAGGGCCAACCGUACCUGGAUCCAACCAACACGACUGUUUUCGUUGGAGGUCUCUCUUCUGACGUGAGCGAGCAGACGCUUCUUACGCUUUUCAUGCCCUUUGGUGUCAUCCAGCAAAUCAAAAUACCCCCAGGCAAGAAUUGCGGUUUCCUUAAAUAUUCCACUCGCGAGGAAGCCGAGGACGCUAUUCUGUCGAUGGAAGGUUUUAUUAUUGGUGGUAAUCGUGUGCGUCUAGGCUGGGGCCGGGUUUCAGCCAACAACAAGAAGUACCACCAGCAAAGACAGCAAUUUGCUCAUGUGGCACAGAUGCAAGCUGCCGCUGCCAUGUCAAUGGGCAUGGAUCCAGCUUCCGCUUAUGCUGCUGCCGCCGCUGCUGCUGCCGGAUAUCCACCUCAGAAUGCUGUUCCUGGCGGUCUGCCUGGCUAUCCUCCAGUGCCUAUGGGGAUCCCACAGAUGCAUCCAAUGGGAGGCCCAGCUUAUGGAGCACCAGAACACGGUCACAAUAGCGGCGAGCCUUACUCACCUACGGCAACUGCUCAAGAGGACCUUCAACCCGAGUCUGCAGAGCAGCCUGGCUUCAUCAACCCGGACAAUUUGGCAUCGACGUUUGACAAACUCAAAAUAGACCCGUCUGCUGCCCCCAACACGCCGCCUCCCACUGCCGAGAGCAAGGCUGAGAAGGCUGAGAAGAAGGCCUAA
Molecule: messenger RNA, 1725 nt
Organism: Candidozyma pseudohaemuli
Lineage: Eukaryota; Fungi; Ascomycota; Pichiomycetes; Serinales; Metschnikowiaceae
Exons: 1
Coding region: 1-1725 (574 amino acids)
Cellular component (GO): cytosol
Molecular function (GO): mRNA binding
Source: RefSeq, a predicted model, not a curated record